This is a messenger RNA of Xenopus laevis (African clawed frog), 3622 nucleotides long. RefSeq names its product scavenger receptor cysteine-rich type 1 protein M130. The transcript has 8 exons. The record is from RefSeq and is a predicted model, not a curated record. Bases 70 to 1710 code for a protein of 546 amino acids. Lineage: Eukaryota; Metazoa; Chordata; Amphibia; Anura; Pipidae.
CACCUUCCUGUUUCCCAGUAGGCAUGGCUGCAUUCCUGAAUCUCUGCUCAGCCUGUCUGUCAGGCAGGUAUGAAACCCGAAUCUCUGCCUCUUCCUCCUCCUCCUCUUCUCUGUAGCACAGGUAUUAGUCUACUCCUUAGUCUCCGUCCCCUCCUCUGUUUCACGUCUGUUCCUUGUUUCCCCUGGUCCUGCCCACCUCCUGUACCCAGAAGUCUGGCCCUCCUCUCUAUCCUUUCCUUUGGCAUGGAGCUGGCACUGCCCAUUUCCUGUUACCUGCUGUGGAUCAUUAAUUUCGGUGUGAGGAGCCAGUCCUUAUUACACAGCUCUUUAGGAAUAUUCCAUAACGGGUCGUGGACAGAGAGUAAAGACACAUGCAGUGGUGUUGUUCUACUGUUCAGCAAUGACAACUUCAGCCUGGCAUGCGAUGACCAAUGGAAUGUGGACUCGCCGCUGGCGCAGGUUGUGUGCGUGGAAUCAGGUUGUGGCACUCCAAAUGCCACGUGGAACUUGCAGUCGCCUCCUGACCCCGAUAUUGAGGCCAUACAGGGGGUUCAGUGUUCAGGAGAUGAACCCAAUGUGAGUCGAUGCGGGGCACCUGGACGGACCGUGCAGACAUGUGCUACAGAGAAGAUAGCGGCUCUGACCUGUAACCGAAAUGGGAUGGACAGUCCAGGUACAGAUAUCCCACAGAAUGGUAUGGCUACUACUGGAACAUAUAUCACUCAGAAUGGUGCCAGCACCUCUGGAACAAAUAUCACUCAGAAUGGUGCCAGCACUCCUGGAACAUAUAUCACACAGAAAGGCUCAACCAAUCCUGGAACAUAUAUCACACAGAUAGGCAUGGGCACUCCUGGAAUAUAUAUGACACAGAAUGGCACAGAUAUUGCAGACAAUCAAACCUUGCGCUUGAGCGGAGGGCGAACCUCUUGUGAUGGACACAUGGAGGUAUUAAAGGAAAGUGUGUGGAGACCCCUGUGUUACAGUGGAGUCAGGGAGAAUAAUGCUCCAGCACUGUGCCAGCAGGUGGGGUGUGUGCCCCAACAACCUGCUUUCACAGCACUAAGCAAGGGAAGGCGAAAGCUCCCAUCUGUGGCAUUUCAGUGCCAAGGGAAUGAGACUUAUUUCUGGGAGUGUGACUCAAGACUGGUCAACAUAUGUACGGCCGAUCUAACGACUUACCUUCAGUGUGACCAGGCCAGGAUGCAGGAGUCGUGGAUGGUCUGGCUUGCCAUCUUCAUUGCAGUUCUGAUGAUUACAUUCUUCUGCUGGAAUAAGAUAUGCAAGACCUGUAAAUGCUGCAGGGACUGCUAUGAGCGCAGGCACUUCUCUGCUUCAGGCAUGCAGCGCUUUGGAAGGAAGUCCACCCGCAGAAGUAUAUAUCGAAGGGAAUCCCCGGGUAUCACCGUCCAGGAGACACACAGCCCACCUUCCUCCCCUGCAGUCCUAGAGAACCCCAGUGAAGUAAACGCCUUGUUGGCUCCCCAUGGAUUCCGGUUGAACAAUACCAUCACCCCACCUCCUAGUUACAUGCACGCCCUGAAAAUCCUCUCUCGGCCGCUAGAGAACACACAGACUCCACCGCCCAGCUACCUGGAGGCCCUGAAGAUCCUCUCCCGCCCAGUUAUUGUCCAUGUUCAUGCGGCAGAGAAUGCGGAGGAGAAAGAGGAUCUGACUGCCCCCUCUGAUCAGGCCAAGGAGGAUACGAACUGAAAAUGAGCCUUAAUGAUCACUGGAAUAAACACAAUGGCAAUAAUUCUAUAUCUGAUCUGACUGUCCAAAGCAAACCAAGAAGACAGACUCAAUAUACCUGUAAUUAUUCUGUUCAUCAGCAAGGCCACAUGCUUGAUGUAUUUGAUUAUUUUCUUUUCAUUCCAUAGUAACUGCAUUGGUAUUCCAUGGCUGGGAAAAUCAUAUCACUUUUAUUUAACCUGUGCACCCCUACACUAUAGAAUGGUCUUGUAUGAGAUCCAGUAUUCUUUUCUUUUUUGUCUCUGCAUGCCAAAAAUGAGACUGAUCAUAGAGAUCCUGAUUUUUUGGGAAAUUUACACGGUUUGAUAUAACAAGAGAGUUUUUUUCGGCUGACACAUGUGCCUUGCCUCGUAAGAAAUAAUUGGUUAUAGCUGUGAUGUAUUUUGCUGGGAUUGAUGGGGCUCAUUCAUGAAUAUUUACAGAAUGCUGGUUGACAUUUUUUAAGGACUCCAUACUAUUCAAUCCCCAUGAUUUCACAGCUCUUGCAGCUCCCUGUUCUCUCUGUAGAUACAUGGGGCCUUGCUAUAUAUAUGGUGCUAUAGCAUUGGGUGGCAUUGUCUGGCUUGAUCCUUAUUAGUGAUGGGUGAAUUUAUUCGGCAGGCGCGAAUUCGCUGUGAAUUCCCGCGAUAAAUUCACGAAAAUUCGCUGGUGUAAAAAAAAUUGACGCUGGCGUCUGUUUUUUUGGAUGCCAGCACAUUUUUGCCAGCGAAUUUGCGCCGACGUCAAAAACGAGACGUUUCGCAAAUUUUUCCACCAUUUUGCGAAUUUUUUCAGCGAAACGCCCCAAAUUCGCCCAUCACUAAUCCUUAUGUAUUGCUCUUUGUGGGGAUUCAGUACCUUGUGGGAAAGUUCUAUACUAGUUCCCAUUUGGCCAUAGAGAAGUCAUAAAUCGGCAGCCAUAUAAUUGAUAAUGUCCUUACUCUGGGCCAUGAUAAAAUCCAAGGGCGUUGUAAUAAAUGUAUGUAUGUAUGACUUUAAAUCAAAUAUGGGAUCCCAAGCCAGCACCUAUUCCCCAGAUGAAUGUAGUACUUGUUCUCAAAGAGAAUGAACAUUUGUCAUUCCUGCACUUACAACAGGCACGGACCAACCGACAACCCUAAAUAUGCACCAGCAUUAGUUAAAUACUAGGAUAGCCAGUGUUGCCUUUUGUGACUCAGGCUUCCAAUUUUAAUGGUUAUUUCUGUGUCAGAAUGACUAUAUGUAACUGAUAAUUAAUGUGCUCAGCCUGCUUUUUACUGGACACUCCAUGGCGGGUGCUUGUUACUUAGGGGUCCGUUUAUUAAACCUCUACAUUUUUCCGAUCAAGUUUUUAAAGGGGAAAGCUUGAAUUUUUAGAGGAAAAAAAACUUGAAUUUUUAAAGAUUUAUUAUACCCUAAAGCUGCUCAAAACCAGAAUCCGAAAAUCAAACCUGUCGAGGUCCCGUAGAAGUCACUGGCAGAUGUCCCAUGAAGUUAUUUCUUGACAUCAUGAUAUGCGCUGGUUUUCGUCCGAUGAAUGAGUUUUCAAUGCGACAGUUCAACGAAGUCGAGUUUUCGGAGCGUCAGUCGUCCGAUUUGAACCGACGCAACGUUUUUCCGCUCCAACUUUUUCAAGAAGAAUUAUUGAUAAAUGAGUUAAAUUUGUGGAUGAGAGUUAGGUCAACUUUGUUUUAAUAAAAAAAAUUAGAUACCUCGAGUUUUUGUAAAUAACCCCCUUAAAUUUACAGGGGAGGGAGUUGGGAUUCAAAUGAAAUUUCCAUCUUGAUAAAUUAUUUUUCCUUGUUCUUUGCACAGUGUGUGUAGCCAAGAGCAUUUAUGGCUGUUUGCUUAUAAUGCUGGACCUUAUUAUGACACUGUGGUUUUGUACCAAUAAAUCUUUUUAUAUUGCUGCUAA